AUUCUUUACUUUCAUAGUUAUCACUUUCUUGACAGUCACACCAGCUACAUGGAACCAGAAAAUCACACACAGAUUUCAGAAUUUAUUCUCCUAGGACUCUCUGAUGAAGAGGAACUACAGUCUUUCCUUCUGCUGCUGUUCCUGUCCAUGUACCUCGUCGCUGUCAUUGGGAACACGCUCAUCAUUUUGGCCACUGUCACGGACUCCCAUCUCCAUACCCCCAUGUACUUCUUCCUUUCCAAUCUGUCCUUCAUAGACAUCUGCUUUAUGUCCACCACAGUUCCCAAGAUGCUGCUGAACAUCCACACCCAGAACAAAGCCAUCACCUAUCAAGGCUGUCUCACCCAAAUGUAUUUCUUCAUCCUUUUUGCAGAACUGGAUAUUUUUCUUCUUUUUAUAAUGGCCUAUGACCGGUUUGUGGCCAUCUGUCACCCCCUGCACUACACAGUCAUCAUGAAUCCCAGACUCUGUGGCUUGUUGCUGUUGGUGUCCUGGAUAUUGAGUGUCCUGGACUCUCUGCUCCGUGGCCUCCUGGUGUUGCGACUGUCCUUCUGUACCAACUUAGAGAUCCCUCACUUCUUCUGUGAGAUCAAUCAGGUUAUUCGACUCGCCUGUUCGGACCCCCUCCUCAAUGUCAUCGAGAUGUAUAUUGCAACUGGGGUGAUGGGCGUGAUUCCCCUCACUGGCAUCCUAUUUUCUUAUUCUCGAAUCAUUUCUUCCAUUCUGAAAAUUACAUCAGCCAGGGGGAAGUAUAAAGCAUUUUCCACGUGUGGGUCUCACCUUUCUGUUGUUUCCCUGUUUUAUGGUACGGGACUUGGGGUCUACCUCAGCUCUGCCAGUACCCAAAAUCCCAGAGCUGGUGCAAUAGCUUCCGUGAUGUACACCAUAGUCACACCCAUGCUGAAUCCCUUUAUCUACAGCCUGAGGAACCAGGACAUAAAAGGAGCACUAAAAAGUUUUGUUGGCAUUGCCACUUUACAUGAGUGA
This is a messenger RNA of Echinops telfairi (small Madagascar hedgehog), 987 nucleotides long. RefSeq names its product olfactory receptor 7A10-like. Gene Ontology annotation, molecular function: olfactory receptor activity; G protein-coupled receptor activity. Gene Ontology annotation, biological process: G protein-coupled receptor signaling pathway. Bases 49 to 987 code for a protein of 312 amino acids. The transcript is spliced from 2 exons. NCBI's taxonomy places the organism in Eukaryota, Metazoa, Chordata, Mammalia, Afrosoricida, Tenrecidae. The record is from RefSeq and is a predicted model, not a curated record. Gene Ontology annotation, cellular component: membrane.